GGUUGGGUCAUUGUUCACCACCACCGCACGCAUGUGUGUAUGUGUGCAACCACACUCCACAGUCUCGCACUUUUCACACUUUCUUUCGUUUUCUCCUCGCCACUUACACCCUUUCCCCCCCCCACCACACUCUACGCCUACACACCAACGUCAACCAUGACAGCCAACACAGCCAUGGCGUCCCUCGACCCAUCUGAACCAAGGCCACCACCUCUAGGCGGAGGCACAGCCACCGCCACCACCACAGCCACAGCAGCAACGCCGGGCGUGACUGUGCGCGAUACCAAGACCCCCAUGACCCCCAUCAACAUCACCCCCACCACCGUCAACACGGGCAACACCACCAACACAAGCACAGGCCGCGCCUACAAGAGGCACUCCAGGACCAAGGCAACAAGCCCGCUGGCAAAAACAAGUGAGACGGCACACGAUACGCCGCCCUUUGCCGCGCGCACCUCUUCCUCUUGCUCCUCAUCUUCGUCCUCUUCAUCGUCGGUCUCCUCGUCACAGGAGUCGUCACAGGAGUCGCCACAGCAGUCACCGACGUUCGCGCCGACGGCGCUGCCGACUGCCACCCCGCGCCUGCACCACCACGCGCACUGCUUGAAUCGGCGCCACCGCCACCGCGGCCGUCGCAGCUCAUCAUCAUCAACAGCGACCACCACCACUAUCACCACCGCCCACCACAGCAGCAUUGUUCCCAGGCCAACCAGGCCCACAACCGCACAAUCAUCGUCAUCGUCAUCGUCAUCAUCACAGCCACUCCGCGUGCCGGACGGACCGCCACCACCCAACAUCGCCAAGCUCCUCAAGCUCUCCGGCAAGAGCGAAGACGAAGUGGCGGAAGCCCUCGGCAUUGACCACGUCGCCAUGCACAACGUGGUGCACAACCGCGUACCGGCCAUCGGCCGCUGGGCGCCCGUGUUUGCAAAAUGCACCUUGCUUGCACGCAUGGGCCUCCUCAAGCUGCUCGGCUACAGCACAACAGCAGCCCCUCCUGCAGGGACCACAACGACUUGUGCUGACACGCAGCGGGACAGUGCCCCAACCAUCAGCCCGUCAUCGUCAACCACGUCCACGUGCUCGACGUGCACUACGGCUUCCAUAUCGCCAUCAUCAUCAUCCGAUUCACUCUCCCCGCUGCCGUCUCCAUCCACCUCCGCGUGCACAUCCACAUCGGGCUCGUGCACAUUGCUCAUGCCGUCACCAACUGCCGUUGCUGCUGGCGGUCAUGGUGCUGAUGGUGAUGUUGAUGGUGGUGCGGUUUUCACAGCUGCGACCCCACCACACCAGGACCAGCACGUGGCGCCGCCCUCCCCUGCAUGCGACGCUGACAAGGAGGCGCGCGUCACACUGGUUGGCGGCAGCGACGGCACCCCUACGCGGGCCAUGUCGACACAGAGGAGGCAGCUGCUGUCAAGCACGCUGACGUGCAGGUGCAUUGCACAGCUGCAGGGCACGGCCGACAACGACACACCAGCGGCAAGCGCGCUGCAGGAACGAGCAGCACAAGAAACGCGCCAUCCAACGCAUGGGGAGAGGAAGCACGCCCACGAAUUGGCUCCACAGACCAGCACGGUGCAGACAGCUCACUCACAGCAGGGGCAGGAAACGCCAGCGCACCGCCCUCACGAAGCAACACCCUCGCACAAGGACGCGCAACAACAGCAAGAGGAGCAACAGCAGCAGCAGCAAGGGCAAGAAGAACAGCAGGAACAACAACAACAACAACAACAACAACAACAACAACAGCAACAGCAAGAAGAACAGCAGCAGCAAGGGCAAGAAGAAGAAGCACAACAACAACAACAACAACAACAACAGCAGCAGCACGAAGAACAACAACAGCAGCAGCAGCAGCAGCAGCAAGGGCAAGAAGCGACGGCGAUGGUGCGCCCGGCGUCAAACCACCGCCGCAAGCUGAGCGAUGAGGUGCAGGCGCUGCGCCGUGCAGACCCAAAGCCUGUUGGCCGUCGCAUCUUCGAGUACCUUAGCGCACGCGGUGAUAACAUUGUCAACCAGUGCAAGCAGUGCCUGAUGCAAGGCUGGCGCGGCUGGGAGCAGCACAAACUCUCUGAGGAGCAGGUGAACGAGUUCUUUGCCGGAAACUGUAAGGAGGCCGAGGCUGUGGCCGACUUUCUCUUGCAACUGGGUCUCGCCACAGAUGUGCGCACCCUCUUCUCCCUCUUCACCAGAUAG
Messenger RNA from Salpingoeca rosetta, 2199 nucleotides. RefSeq lists its product as uncharacterized. The transcript is spliced from 2 exons. The coding region runs from base 40 to 2199 and encodes 719 amino acids. The record is from RefSeq and is a predicted model, not a curated record. Lineage: Eukaryota; Choanoflagellata; Craspedida; Salpingoecidae.